This is a messenger RNA of Cyprinodon variegatus (sheepshead minnow), 2826 nucleotides long. It is a transcript of the gene pik3r1, whose product is annotated as phosphatidylinositol 3-kinase regulatory subunit alpha. NCBI's taxonomy places the organism in Eukaryota, Metazoa, Chordata, Actinopteri, Cyprinodontiformes, Cyprinodontidae. The coding region runs from base 467 to 2653 and encodes 728 amino acids. The record is from RefSeq and is a predicted model, not a curated record. Gene Ontology annotation, molecular function: 1-phosphatidylinositol-3-kinase regulator activity; protein binding. The transcript is spliced from 15 exons. Gene Ontology annotation, biological process: insulin receptor signaling pathway; phosphatidylinositol phosphate biosynthetic process. Gene Ontology annotation, cellular component: phosphatidylinositol 3-kinase complex.
AACAUUUGUUCAGGACGGGGAGCUGCGCCGUUAUGUCGCCUGGCUGCUUAUGUGUGUCGUAACACUUUGUUCUAGUCAUUAAAUCGGAUUUAGACCGUCGCUGGGAACCCACCGUUUUUAGCUGGGCAGGUAAAGGAUGUGUUUGGGGCUGCAUUCGCUGAUAGUUUUUCAAAGUUAAAAGCCAUUUUCCCUGAAGAGAAGAGAUUGUCUGAGGAGCUUCUCUCACUCGGUCUUGAUAAGAACGCUAUUCAUCGCAGCUGCAGGCCAUUUGCUGAUGGGUACAUACUGUGGAGAGGCACACAAGGAGCGCAGGGAAGCGUCGACACGAGACUGGAACUGUGAAAGAAUGAAGACAAGCUAGAUACCUUUCCUCGCCAUUAAACCUUUGAUCAUUAAAAAAACAGUUACUGAAGCUCAUCUUUGAGAAAGGGUCUUAAACAAAACACAAUAACUGAGCCCUUUCAAAAUGAGUGUAGAAGGAUAUCAGUACAGAGCGCUUUAUGAAUACAAGAAAGAGAGGGAGGAAGAUAUUGAUCUACAUGUGGGGGACAUCCUGUUGGUAAGCAAGGGAGCUCUGGUAGCUCUCGGCUACAGCGACGGCCUGGAACAGCAGCCGCAGAAGAUUGGUUGGCUACCGGGUUUUAACGAGACCACGCAGGAAAAAGGGGACUUUCCAGGGACUUAUGUAGAGUAUGUCGGGAAGAAAUGGAUCUCACCUCCAACACCCAAGCCCAGGCCCCUCAGACCCUUACCUCUAGCUCCAGGAAACUUCAAAGGAGACGCAGAUUCUGAUUCAGAUCAAGGUGUCUGUUUAAUGGACUUGACGGAGCAGUUUUUCCUCCCAGAGACCGCUCCACCCUUGCUGACCCGACUGCUGGAAGCUAUCGAGAGGAAAGGUGUGGAUAACCCAACUCUGUAUCGAACAUUCACUGCUGGAGGUGGACAUGAAGUCAGGCAGUAUUAUGAUUGUGAUCCUCCCGCUGCAGAGCUGGACCAGUUGGAGCUCUCUGCCCUGUGCGACGGUCUGCGUAGGUACCUGCAGGAUCUCCCUCAGCCCAUUAUACCAGCUGCCGUCCAUGCUCAGAUGAUCCACACGGCCAAAGAGGUGGUGAACCCCGAGGAAUGCGCCCAGCUGCUACGCCGCAUCGCCAGCUCUCCGACCCUGCCGCCCCAAUACUGGCUCACUCUCCAGUGUCUGCUCAGGCACUUUGCUAGAGUGUGCCAGAACGGGUCCAAGAACCUCCUCACUGCCAGAUCGCUUGGCGAGAUCUUCAGCCCCGUGCUUUUUAGACAGCAACCCACCAGUUGUGAACCCAGUCUGGAUGCUUUCAUCAAGAUCAUCGAGGUUCUGGUGACCAGCGAGUGGAGUGAAAGUCAGGCUGCUCCAGCUCUACCUCCAAAACCACCCAAACCCACGUCUGUGACUAACAACGGUAUGAACAACAACAUGGCUCUCCAGGACGCCGAAUGGUACUGGGGGGACAUCUCUAGGGAGGAAGUCAAUGAGAAACUGAGGGACACUGCAGACGGUACGUUUUUGGUGCGGGACGCCUCAACUAAAAUGCACGGAGACUACACUCUGACUCUAAGGAAAGGAGGCAACAACAAGCUGAUUAAGAUAUUCCACCGGGACGGGAAGUACGGCUUCUCGGAUCCUCUGACUUUUAGCUCCGUCGUGGAGCUCAUCAACCACUAUCGGAACGAGUCCUUGGCUCAGUACAACCCCAAGCUAGACGUCAAGCUGCUUUAUCCCGUCUCCAAACACCAGCAGGAUCAGGUGGUGAAAGAGGACAACAUUGAAGCAGUGGGGAGGAAGCUGUGUGAAUACCACCAGCAGUACCAGGAGAAGAACAAAGAGUACGACCGUCUGUAUGAGGAAUACACCAGAACGUCACAGGAAAUCCAAAUGAAACGGACAGCGAUAGAAGCCUUCAACGAAACUAUAAAGAUAUUCGAGGAGCAAUGUCAGACGCAAGAGCGGUACAGCAAAGAGUAUAUCGAGAAGUUUAGGAGAGAAGGAAAUGACAAGGAGAUCCAGAGAAUUAUGGGUAACUACGAGAAGUUGAAAUCAAGGAUUAGCGAAAUCGUCGACAGCAAGCGCAGGCUGGAGGAAGACCUGAAGAAACAGGCGGCGGAUUACAGAGAGAUCGACAAGAGGAUGAACAGCAUCAAGCCUGACCUCAUCCAGCUCCGCAAGACCAGAGACCAGUACCUCAUGUGGUUGACUCAGAAAGGAGUCCGACAGAAAAAACUCAACGAGUGGCUGGGAAUCAAGAACGAGAACACAGAAGAUCAAUAUUCAAUGGUUGAUGACGAUGAGGAUCUCCCACAUCACGACGAGCGGACCUGGAGGCUGGGCAACAUCAAUCGGCUCCAGGCCGAGGCUCUGCUCCAAGGAAAGAGAGACGGAACAUUCCUGGUCCGGGACAGCAGCAAAGCAGGCUGCUACGCCUGCAGUGUUGUGGUGGAAGGCGAGGUGAAGCACUGCGUCAUUAACAAGACCCCCUCGGGCUUUGGCUUUGCAGAGCCGUAUAAUCUGUACGGCUCUUUGAAAGAACUCGUACUUCACUACCAGCACACGUCUUUGGUCCAGCACAAUGACUCACUGAAUGUCACGCUAGCGUACCCCGUUUACGCCCAGCAGAGACGGUGAGGACCCGGACGUUUUGGGUUUUUUUCUUUCUUUUGGCACGGACGGCAAAGAUUUACGAGCCUCGCUGGAGCGGGAGACACGCAGUGGACUCCAUGAUAACUUCUCGAUAAAUGAGAGAGAAAAAGGCUGCGGAUGUGCUCCAACGCCCGGCUCGGACUUGGAAACCGGAGGGG